AAAAGAAAUAUAAAGUUACCAAUAUCUAUAUCGAUCUAAUUAAGUAAGUAUGGCUUCGGGACAAGAGAAGCGAGAAGUACUGGAUGAGAAGGCGAGGAAAGGAGAGACGGUGGUGUCAGGCGGCACCGGCGGUAAAAGCCUAGAGGCCCAGGAACAUCUGGCCGAAGGUCGUAGCCGAGGAGGACAGACUAGGAAGGAUCAGAUAGGGACUGAAGGGUACCAGGAGCUGGGACGCAAAGGGGGGUUAACCACCGCAGAUAAGUCAGGCGGAGAGCGUGCCGAAGAAGAAGGGAUUCAGAUCGACGAAUCCAAGUUCAAGACCACCACCUGAUCGAUCAUCAUCAUCACCUAGCUAGCUAGCU
Molecule: messenger RNA, 362 nt
Organism: Impatiens glandulifera
Lineage: Eukaryota; Viridiplantae; Streptophyta; Magnoliopsida; Ericales; Balsaminaceae
Product: em-like protein GEA6
Exons: 1
Coding region: 50-331 (93 amino acids)
Biological process (GO): response to abscisic acid
Cellular component (GO): cytosol
Source: RefSeq, a predicted model, not a curated record